UGAUAGAACCAGUCCAUCCCAAUGAAGAAAUAGACUUUUCUUCCUUCAACAUUCUGCAAAUACAGGAACUCAUUUCAUGCAUAGCGAAAGCUAUAGGCCUUUCUUCUUGUCGGUGGACCGCCACUAUCAAGGGACCAUUUAAGCUCUAUCGGCCCUUCUUGAAACUAAUUAAAGCAUAUUGUUGAAGUUACUAGCCGCUGGACGGUCUUGAGUUUGAGGAGAUUCCUACCGAUUUGCGAGCAAUCUUGACAAUCAACAUGGAGCAGCAGCAGUUUGAGUUCUUUGCGAAUGAAAAGCUUGAAGAUCCCGAAAUCGUAGACCCAGAGCUUGAAUUGAUGAAAGACCGAUUCGCGAAGCUAUUGCUGGGAGAGGACAUGUCUGGAGGGGGAAAAGGAGUCAAUACAGCAGUUACAAUCUCAAAUUCCAUAACUAAUCUUUACGCAACUGUAUUUGGGCACAACCAUAAGUUGGAGCCCCUGCCGAAGGAGAAGAAGGCGAUGUGGAGACGAGAAAUGGACUGUCUUCUGUCAGUCUGCGACUACAUGGUUGAAACACAGUCCUCCUUGCAGGUCUUACAAGACGGGACUCCCAUCGAGGUAACAUUGUUAGUGAACUAUGCCUUCUCUGGCAAGAAACCGUUCUUCCGAGUCAUCGCAAGCAUGCAUAUUGAAGUACAAGUCAUCAGUACCAAAGUGCGAGUCAUGCGAUCUAGUAACUUCAUUCAGGUGAUGAUGACCCAGACUAGAUCAGACAUCUGUGUUAAUCUCCCCGCAUUACAGAAGCUUGAAGCGAUGCUCAUAGAAAUUUUGGAUAAUUUCCAAGACACUGAAUUCUGGUACGAAGAACAGGGAAGCAGGUCCUCGAAAUCAGUGUCCUCGGGAUCGUUCACCAGAAUCGAGCUCCGGAAAGAGGAGAAAUGGUGGGUGCCUGUCCCAUGUGUUCCCCCGGGAGGCCUAUCGGAGGAAUCAAGGAAGAACCUCAGACACAAACGGGACUGCGCAAAUCAGAUCCACAAAGCAGCAAUGUCGAUCAACAGCAGCAUCUUAUCGGAAAUGGAAAUUCCAGAUUCGUACAUGACGACCCUCCCAAAGAGCGGGAGAUCGAGCUUGGGAGACUCGAUCUACAAACAGAUGUACGUGCCGGAGAAUUUCUCCCCCGACUACCUCCUCGACUGCCUGAACAUAACGUCAGAGCACGAGGCCUUGGAGCUGGCAGAUAAGGUGGAGGCAUCCAUGUACACAUGGCGUCGGAAGGCUGGCCUGGGCCACUCAAAGUCGUCAUGGGACCUUGUCAAGGAUUUCAUGUCGGAGACUGAUAAUCGUAGCGACAAGAACACGGUUCUAGCAGAGAGGGCAGAGAGCCUCCUCUUCUGCCUGAAGCAGAGGUUCCCCAAGCUCUCCCAGACGAGCUUGGACAUCUGCAAGAUUCAGUGCAAUCAGCUAGCGAUGUCAGCUGAAACUCAGAAUACGUCCUCAUCUGCAGGACAUGGGGAAGGCGGCAUUGGAGAGCUACUCGAGGAUACUGGAAGGUCUAGCAUUCAACAUCGUCUCUUGGAUCGAAGAUGUCUUCUCUACAGAUCGAUCAAUUAAUCAUGAGACUACUAAUAUUAACAAAAGCAAUUAGAAGUGAACGAACGAUAGGACUUCUUCGAAAUGUAAUCCAGAUGCAUCACGUAUUGCAGAGUACAUGUUAUCAGGGGUCUACUUAUUUAUCAUAACGUUUUCAAGCA
Messenger RNA from Punica granatum (pomegranate), 1729 nucleotides. Lineage: Eukaryota; Viridiplantae; Streptophyta; Magnoliopsida; Myrtales; Lythraceae. The record is from RefSeq and is a predicted model, not a curated record.